Emiliania huxleyi CCMP1516 is the source of this 642-nucleotide messenger RNA. RefSeq lists its product as hypothetical. Gene Ontology annotation, molecular function: protein binding. The transcript has 3 exons. Bases 1 to 642 code for a protein of 213 amino acids. The record is from RefSeq and is a predicted model, not a curated record. NCBI's taxonomy places the organism in Eukaryota, Haptophyta, Isochrysidales, Noelaerhabdaceae.
AUGGAGGAGGCUAGCACGAUCGACAGCCUCGCCGACGAGCUGUGGGUGUCCAUCGCAGCUUUCCUGCCAGCGGCUGACCUCCUCCGCUUCGGCAGCGCGUGCCGCCGUGCGCAUGGGCUACCGACCGACGCCCUGUGGCGCGCGCUCUGUGAGAUGCGUUGGGCGGGCUGGCCGCACUACAAACUCUCUCCGGCUCGCGAGGCGUGGCUGGAGGAGAGGCUUCCGGCCACGACGUGGUGCGCGCGGUACCAGCACACCGAGACGGAUGCGGCACGCACGACCAUGACGCACGAGGACGUCUGCAGCUUGAACUGGCACUUCAACUUUACGCCUUCGGCGGGCGGGCAGGGCAAGAAGUCGCUCAUGAAGGCGUCGUUUUCGGAGACGCAGCUCUUCAUCCCGGAGUUUGCGCCGCUCGACUACCAGCUCGUGACGCCCGGCGGCAUUGGGGCGGCGGCGCCGGAGGCUGCUGGAGACGGCAAUGGCGGGGCGCUCUACGCGUUCCACAGCCUUCGGCUUGCAGACAGCCGCUGCUGGCUGGUGUACAACGACAACGUGACUUUGGUCUCGUGCGGGCCGGACUUUGAGCUGGGCGACUACGACGAGCGAGGGUUCCUCACGUACAUGCACAUGCAUCAGUAA